Molecule: messenger RNA, 318 nt
Organism: Oldenlandia corymbosa var. corymbosa
Lineage: Eukaryota; Viridiplantae; Streptophyta; Magnoliopsida; Gentianales; Rubiaceae
Source: the annotation of a GenBank genome assembly
AUGGCUCCACAACCGUCCCCAAAGGUUGAUAAAUCUAAAGAAGUCGCUAAAGAGGUCGAAACUGUGAAGAAAAACAAAGGGGUGUUGUUGAAACCCUCGAAAGUAAAAUGGCAACCGAAUUUGGGUGUGGUGACAAAAGAAACAGGGCAUGCGGUCUCUUCUUCGGGACUGACUGAUCGGGAAAAAUCUCAGAUUCCAGAUGAUGUGUCUGAUAAUGGUGCAGAAAAGGAGAAAAGAGGAACACGUUCUGAAAUUGAUGGUGAUCUUCACCGAAGGAUCAAAACAGCUUGCUAUUUUGGAACAACACACUGUCUCUGA